Messenger RNA from Epinephelus lanceolatus (giant grouper), 5187 nucleotides. RefSeq names its product colony stimulating factor 1 receptor, a (gene csf1ra). NCBI's taxonomy places the organism in Eukaryota, Metazoa, Chordata, Actinopteri, Perciformes, Serranidae. The record is from RefSeq and is a predicted model, not a curated record. Gene Ontology annotation, molecular function: growth factor binding; ATP binding; cytokine binding. Gene Ontology annotation, cellular component: plasma membrane; CSF1-CSF1R complex; signaling receptor complex. Gene Ontology annotation, biological process: cytokine-mediated signaling pathway; regulation of MAPK cascade; positive regulation of cell migration.
UGGUGAAGACACUGUAAACAAGCAGAAGGAGAAGAAGGGCAGAGACAAACACAGCAGGAGGAAGGGACUCGUGUGUCAGCUUUGGAUGCUGGAAACAUCCGACCCAGGGAAGUGAUUAUACCCCUCUUUCACCUGAAGACAUCAGCAGAUCAAAAGAAGAGUGUUUUGUGGCACACGCACGCAUCAACAUUCAAACUGCAGGUUUGGAGUUGAUCCAGGAUGCAGUCCUACCUUACUCUGCUGCUGGGGAUUGUGGCCUCCGCUGCUUCAGCAGAAUGGAGGCGUCCGGUGAUUAAGUUCAACUCAAAGGUGGUGGGGAGUUCUGAGGUGGUGGUCAGACCUGGGACCACCCUGGAUCUGAGAUGUGAAGGUGACGGGCCUGUAAACUGGCAAACGAGGCUAGCCAAACACAGACGCUAUGUGUCCAGGGGCAACGGGAAAGCCCGCACCUUGAAGGUGGAACGUCCCUCUGCCGAAUUCACUGGGACAUACAAGUGUUAUUACACAGCGGCUGGGCUACAGCACCUGACCUCCUCAGUGCAUGUGUACGUAAAAGAUCCAAACCGUGUGUUCUGGACCAGCAGCACAUCCCUGCGGGUGGUGAAGAAGGAGGGUGAGGAUUACCUGCUGCCCUGCCUGUUGACUGACCCAGAAGCUACAGACCUGGGCCUCCGCAUGGACAAUGGCACCUUGGUGCCCCCUGAGAUGAACUUCACAGUUUACCGGCACCGAGGUAUUCUCAUCCACAAGCUCCACCCCAGCUUCAACGCCGACUAUGUCUGCACAGCGAGGGUCAAUGGAGUAGAGAAGACCUCCAAGGCCUUUUCCAUCAACGUCAUUCAGAAGCUUCGUUUCCCACCAUAUGUCCUCCUGGAGACAGAGGAAUAUGUGCGCAUUGUCGGGGAGGAACUCAAGAUUCGCUGCACAACACACAACCCCAACUUCAACUACAACGUCACCUGGAAAUACACCACCAAGUCGAAACCUUUGAUAGAGGAGCGGGUUCGCUCCAGCGGAGAAAAUCGCUUGGACAUUCAGAGCAUACUGACUAUCCCUGCUGUGGAUCUUGCAGACACAGGAAACAUUUCCUGCACAGGCACAAAUGAAGCAGGGGUGAACAGUUCAACAACAUACCUGCUGGUUGUAGACAAGGCCUACAUCAGGCUGCUGCCCCAGCUGUCCCCUAAACUGGCCCACAAGGGUCUUUCAGUGGAGGUGAACGAGGGAGAAGAUCUGGAGCUUAAUGUGCUCAUCGAGGCGUACCCCAGCAUUACAGAGCACAGAUGGCACACCCCAACAUCUCCGAACACGUCCACACAGGAGCACAAGCUCAUCAUCUACAACAACAGAUACCAUGCUUCUCUGCAGCUGAAGAGAAUGAAUGCGCAGGAGCAGGGACAAUACACCUUCUACGCCAAGAACAACUUGACCAAUGCAUCCAUCACAUUCCAAGUCCAAAUGUAUCAGAGACCUGUUGCUGUGGUGAGAUGGGAAAACAUAACCACACUCACUUGCACUUCAUUUGGCUAUCCUGCUCCCAGAAUCAUCUGGUACCAGUGUCUUGGGAUAAGGCCUACGUGCAAUGAGAACACCUCAGGGCUGCAGAUGGCCAUCCCUCUCCAGGCUCCCACAGUGGAGAUCCAGAGGGAGGAGUACGGGGCCGUGGAAGUGGAGAGCGUCCUCACCGUGGGGCCCUCGAGCCACAGGAUGACAGUCGAGUGUGUGGCCUUCAACCUCGUCGGCGUCAGCAGCGACACAUUUGCCAUGGAGGUUUCCGACAAACUCUUCACUUCCACCUUGACUGGAGCAGCAGGCAUCCUGACCAUCCUCCUCCUGCUUCUGGUUUUUCUGUUAUACAAAUAUAAGCAGAAACCCAGGUAUGAGAUCCGUUGGCAGAUCAUUGAAGCAAGAGAUGGAAACAACUACACGUUUAUUGACCCCACUCAGCUGCCUUACAAUGAGAAGUGGGAGUUCCCAAGAGACAAGCUGAAGCUAGGUAAGAUCCUGGGUGCAGGAGCUUUCGGAAAGGUUGUUGAGGCCACAGCCUAUGGCCUGGGAAAGGAUGACGAUGUGUUGCGCGUAGCUGUGAAGAUGUUAAAAGCCAGUGCUCAUUCAGAUGAGAGGGAAGCUCUGAUGUCAGAGCUGAAGAUCCUGAGUCACCUGGGACACCACAAGAACAUCGUCAAUCUCCUGGGAGCGUGCACCUAUGGAGGGCCAGUGCUUGUGAUCACAGAGUACUGCAGCCUCGGCGAUCUCCUGAACUUCCUUCGCCAGAAGGCAGAGACGUUUGAGAACUUUGUUAUGAACAUUUCCAAUAUUACGGAGGACUGUAGUGACUACAAGAACAUCUGCAGUCAGAAACAGUUCAUCAGAAGUGACAGCGGGAUCUCUAGCACAACUUCAAGCAGCUACUUAGAGAUGAGACCCAGCCAGCUGCCAAAUACAGAAUCAUCUCCAGAUUGUGUGUGCAGUGAGACUGGUGACUGGCCUCUGGACAUUGAUGACUUGCUGAGAUUCUCCUACCAAGUGGCCCAGGGCCUUGAGUUUCUUGCUGCCAAGAACUGUAUUCACAGAGACGUGGCUGCAAGGAAUGUCCUCUUGACCAAUCGCAGAGAGGCCAAGAUAUGUGACUUUGGCCUAGCGCGUGACAUCAUGAAUGACUCCAACUACGUGGUGAAGGGCAAUGCCCGUCUGCCAGUGAAGUGGAUGGCUCCAGAGAGCAUCUUUGACUGCAUCUACACCAUCCAGAGUGACGUCUGGUCCUACGGCAUCCUCCUGUGGGAGAUCUUCUCUUUGGGCAAGAGCCCCUACCCCAGCGUGGCUGUGGACUCCAGGUUCUACAAGAUGGUGAAGCGAGGCUACCAGAUGUGUCAACCGAACUUUGCCCCUGCUGAGAUCUACAUGAUCAUGAAGAUGUGCUGGAAUCUGGAGCCGACAGAGCGUCCAACGUUUAGCAAGAUCAGUCAGAUGAUAGAAAGACUACUCGGGGACCAACUUGAGCUCGAACAGCUAAUCUACCAGAAUGUGCAGCAGCAGGUCACUGAGGGUGAAGUGUGUGACGAGCCCAAGUGCUGCGACGGCCCCUGUGACCAGUCUUGUGACCACGAGGAAGAGGAGCAGCCUCUGAUGAAGACCAACAACUACCAGUUUUGUUGAUCGCCCUAAGCCGCCGAUCAAUCAGUGAAUCAAUCGCUCAUCAACAAGCAUCAGGAAAGCGCUAUCAGCUGUGGCUCGUGGCCAGAGUACCGCUGCUUGUUCUAACCGCUGGACAGUCGCAGAGAGUCGCCUUCACAGCUAUUUUUUGCCUGUUGUGCCUGCUCGCCAGACAGACAAGCAGCUGCAGCAAGCAUGUGACUUGCUUCUUUGCAGACCAUGACUACAAAUUGCCACGUCUAAUGACACCGACUGCAGACAUGAAAGGAGGAAACAUGUCAACAGACCGCGAAAGUAUCCAAAGCUGUACCUUAUCCUAAAUGUUACCCCCUCACGUACUGUCUCUCACUCCUUCUGAUAUGUAUUUGAGGUAUAAUCUGUUAAGUAAAGGAGAAUCUUUUUGUCAUUUCUUAUUUUCUUAUUAUAAACUCUGUGUUUAUUACUUUUUCUUUUUUUUAUUAUUGCCGUGACAGUGAAUGUUUUUGUAGAGAUUUUUUGUCAGCAGGUUCACUUCCUUCUCAUCAUUUCAUUGCAUGUAUGCUUUCUCAGAGGAAGCAACCCAAAAGUCACAAACACUGCGUCCACAACAACAACCACUUUGUGACUUCUUAUCUUCAUGUGCUCCAGAUAAGUUGGUUUUUAUUCCCACAUCACCUUAAUUAAACAUCUAAACAGUGCGAGUGUUUUUCCCUGUUUUAAACACGCUAAAUCAACCGUGGAGGAGGCAAAGACUGACCACGUUGUUUCUGUCUUUGUGCUUUGGUCAUAGCUAUAUCUCUUGUGACACACUUAACAGCAGCUGUCAGUCGCAACAUGUGAUUGUUCCACUUCCAUCUAAUUAAUUAAGCAGCGGUCAGUGUGAUUUAGGAGCAGCGAAUACAACUGAAUUGAGCAGGGAAAUCUGUGGAUCCCUUAUGGAUCAGAUGAACAAUGAUUCAUGUCUGACAAUGUGAAAGUUUCUUUUUUCUUUUUUUUUUUUUGCAUGGCACGACUUAAUCUUCUCAUUUUCUGUAGAGUUAGACAAUUAUUAGGAUGUAAGCUUCAUUUAUGUCUGUAUGUAGCAGUCAGCCUACACUGCCAACUGUAUGAAGAUUUCAGAAUGAUAUAUAAGCUAUGUGAGAGAUACAGACUGCGUAUUUGUGUGACUUCAGGCAUUUUAAAUGUGCUUGCAUCUGAAUGAAACAAGAGUGAGAUGUCUGAUAAUGUAUAUAUCUCAUGAUGUAAAUCAAGAAUUUAUUUUCGCUGGAAUGUAGAAUAGAUAGUACAUCAGUAUGUCCAUGUUGUUUUUAUUUGUGUGCAAAUGAGAUAAUCAAUGCAAAAGCUGCAAAUUAAAUCACUGGAAAAUGCUUUGAACGAAGCUUUACCACUGAACCUUCGGACUGUAGAGUUUUUUUAUAUGCUGCCGAGAUGAUGAUAUGGUGCCAGAUAUUUCUAAACUACGUUUUUCUUUGUUGUACCUCACUGAGCUGAUAGAAACUGUGCUGCCUUUAAGUUCCUCUCUCCUCACUUCCUAUUUUUGUUGUUCUGGAUCACGUCCAAUCUGCAUUUCCUCUGGAACGUUUCCCACAGUAUCUGUCAACAUUGCACAACUCUGAAAACUUUGUAGGGAAGUAUUCAUCCCCACCAGAAAGUCUACAUGCUAUCCCUCCUUUGUGAGGUUUCAGCUGAAAUCAUACUCCUUUAUGUGCUGCCAGACUUUCUGAGGUACACUGUGACGUCUUUGUUCGGUUGUCUGUCAAGACACUAGGAUAUUUACAGUGUUGGAAAGGUUACUUUGAAAUGUGAUAGGUUACGGAGUUAUCCUGUUAAAAAUAUAGUAAGUCAUGUAUCUAUUUUUAUUACUUCAUCAAAGCAAUGUAUCGUAUUUGACUACUUUUUGAUUGCUUUUCUAACAAAUGUUAUACACUGGGCAAUAAAGCUGAAAAAUGUUCAGAAAUAGACGAUGCCAAAAGAAGGUAUUACUGCACAGGAGAAUAUCCAAAGAAACAGAAUGAAUGUUUUAUUCUACAUAUAAACUUUUUACUGAAAAGAAAA